This is a messenger RNA of Funneliformis geosporum, 687 nucleotides long. The record is from the annotation of a GenBank genome assembly. Lineage: Eukaryota; Fungi; Glomeromycota; Glomeromycetes; Glomerales; Glomeraceae.
AUGGCGGAAGCUGCUACUAAAGAUAAUAUGACUGCUUCAACCAAUAUUAAUCCAAAAUAUGAAAACGUAAAAGAAAAUAAGGAUGAAAAUGAUGAAAAAGAAAUUAAACUGGAAGAUAAUAAUAAUACAGAUGUCGCGAUGCCGGAUGCUGACCCUCAGGAUGGGACUGCUUCAACUAAUAAUGUCACGGAACAUGAAAACGAAAAAGAAAAUAAGGAAUUCAGGGAUAGUAGAAAUGAAGAAUCUAAACAGGAAGAAACUACUACUAAGGAUGGGACAGAUGAUAUUAUUAUGGAAGAUGUGUCAACUGGACAGGAAAGUGGCAAAGAGCAAUCUGAACUGACAAAGCAACAAGAAAAACAAGAAAUCAACUCUGAAAUGACGACUGAGACACAAAAAACCGACUCUCAAGAAAUACAAAAGGUCGACAUUGAAAUGAAUACCGAGCAACAAGCAUUUCACGAAUCCGACUCUAUAAUGAAACAAGCGCAGCUAAAAGAAAUGGAGACAAGUACUGCAACAACUCCUCGAGACGAAAAAGAGGUUACAUUAAAAGACGAAAAUAUCCAAGCUCCAAAAGAUGGAGAUACAGUUUCGUUGUCAUCAUGUAGAUCACCUGACAAAACAGAUGAGGAUAAACACACUAUUAAAGAAAAUCAAGAUUUGGCUCAUACUUCUUCAUUGUAA